CGCCCAAAUCACAGCCACCGCCGCCAUGGCCGCCUCCAGCCGCCCUCUCGUCUCCGUGAAAGCCCUGGAGGGCGACAUGGUCACGGACGCCCCCGGCAUCGCCUUACCGCCCGUCUUCGGGGCACCGAUCCGCCCGGACGUGGUCCGCUUCACCCACAAGCUGCUGUCCUGCAACAAGCGCCAGCCUUACGCAGUCUCCCGCCGCGCUGGCCACCAGACGUCGGCCGAGUCCUGGGGUACGGGCCGCGCUGUGUCCCGUAUCCCCCGUGUCCCCGGCGGCGGCACCCACCGCGCCGGCCAGGGAGCAUUCGGCAACAUGUGCCGCGGCGGACGCAUGUUCGCGCCCACCAAGAUCUGGCGCAAGUGGCACCGCCGCGUCAACGUCAACCUCCGCCGCGUCGCCGUCGCCUCGGCGCUCGCCGCCACCGCCGUCCCGGCCCUCGUCCAGGCGCGCGGCCACCGCAUCGAGACCGUUCCCGAGAUGCCCCUGGUUAUCUCCGACUCGGCAGAGUCCAUCGAGAAGACCUCCCAGGCGCUCAAGAUCCUGAAGCAGGUCGGCGCCUACGCCGACGCCGAGAAGGCCAAGGACUCCGUCGGCAUCCGCCCCGGCAAGGGUAAGAUGCGCAACCGCCGCUACAUUAACCGCAAGGGCCCGCUCGUCGUCUACGGCACAGAAGGCUCCAAGGUCGUCAAGGCCUUCCGCAACCUCCCCGGCGUGGACGUCGCCAACGUCGAGCGCCUCAACCUGCUCGACCUCGCCCCCGGUGGCCACCUCGGGCGCUUUGUGAUCUGGACCGAGAGCGCGUUCAAGAAGCUCGAGGAGGUGUAUGGGAGCUUCGACGCGCCGUCGCAGAAGAAGAAGGGCUUUGUUCUGCCGAGGCCCAAGAUGGCCAACGCUGACCUGGGCAGGAUUAUCAACUCUGACGAGGUGCAGUCUGUGGUUAAGCCACUCAACAAGGAGGUGAAGCGCAGGGAGAAGAGGAAGAACCCGCUCAAGAACAUGGCUGCUGUGCUCAAGCUGAACCCCUACCUCGGCACUGCCCGGAAGAUGGCCACCCUUGCUGAGGCUGCCCGAGUCAAGGCCCGGAAGGAGAAGCUUGAUUCCAAGAGGACCAAGCUUACCUCGGAGGAGACUGCCAAGGUCAAGGCUGCCGGCAAGGCGUGGUACAAGACCAUGAUCUCGGACAGUGACUACACCGAGUUUGAGAACUUCACCAAGUGGCUCGGAGUGACGCAGUGAAGCGGCCUUUGAGACCUAGUUAAGUUUUGAUUAGUUGUGUCGCUGAACUUUGUAUUGAGACGAAAUAGUAUUUUAUCAAUCUGUCUUAUCCUGCAUCUUCACAACAAGUUACCUAUCUGUGGACUUUAAAGCCUGCAUGUUCGUUUUGUUUGUCCAUUGCCGUGGGAGCAUAGUAUUUGCAUGUUCGAACCAAUUAUCUGAAUUAUGGUAUGGUUUUGUGCA
This is a messenger RNA of Zea mays, 1462 nucleotides long. RefSeq names its product 60S ribosomal protein L4-like. Gene Ontology annotation, biological process: translation. Gene Ontology annotation, cellular component: ribosome. The record is from RefSeq and is marked validated. The coding region runs from base 26 to 1240 and encodes 404 amino acids. Gene Ontology annotation, molecular function: structural constituent of ribosome. The transcript has 2 exons. NCBI's taxonomy places the organism in Eukaryota, Viridiplantae, Streptophyta, Magnoliopsida, Poales, Poaceae.